This is a messenger RNA of Penicillium verhagenii, 435 nucleotides long. RefSeq lists its product as uncharacterized. NCBI's taxonomy places the organism in Eukaryota, Fungi, Ascomycota, Eurotiomycetes, Eurotiales, Aspergillaceae. The record is from RefSeq and is a predicted model, not a curated record. The coding region runs from base 1 to 435 and encodes 144 amino acids. The transcript has 2 exons.
AUGGCCACCCCCAAUCACGUUCAACCGUCCUCGGCUGAUGGGUCCGAGUUUGGAUCAUUCUACCAACCCUCCGAGAACGGGGAUCCGUUCUCCGUUCCCAUGGACCAAGAUCCGGAGCAUUGGCCGCCCAUCCAAGAGGUGGUGCGGCAUGAUCAGGAUGAGCCUGAGAAUCCCCCAGCUGCGGAUAUUCUGCGACUCUAUUCAACACUCUGGGAGUCAUAUAGUAUGAAACAGGCUGAAUUUCACCACCUGAAGAAGGAAAACGACAUGCUCCGCGCGGCGAACCUUCACUUGUGUCAACAAAUGCAGAUUUCAGAUCGUCAGUUUGCGAGUCAACAAGCCCUGCUGGCCCAUUCCGAACAAGGAUUUGGGAGUUUUCGGAAGGGAGUAAGAGCACUGCUCGAAGGUUGGGAUGGCUGUCCUAAGUCGAAAUAA